This is a messenger RNA of Dermacentor silvarum, 1684 nucleotides long. RefSeq names its product peptidase M20 domain-containing protein 2. Bases 19 to 1284 code for a protein of 421 amino acids. The record is from RefSeq and is a predicted model, not a curated record. Gene Ontology annotation, molecular function: dipeptidase activity. Lineage: Eukaryota; Metazoa; Arthropoda; Arachnida; Ixodida; Ixodidae. The transcript has 6 exons.
UACGUGCCCAAAGGUAGCAUGCACUGCAGUCUCGGCUUACCUCGAGAAGAGAUGGCCAGGGACCUCAAGGAGCUCGUGCACGACAUCGUCGAGGCAAACUCGCAGGAUCUCUGGGAAUUGAGCCGGUUCAUCUGGGAGCAUCCGGAGCUCGCGCUUAACGAGGUGCAAUGCCACGACUGGCUCACGGACUUUCUGGAACGGCGUGGCUUCAACGUGAAGCGUCGUUACCUCCUGGACACUGCUUUUAGAGCGGAAUUCGACGCUCCUGGAGGGACAGAAGGGCCUUGCGUGACCUUGCUGUGUGAGUACGACGCACUGCCCGAUAUCGGCCACGCUUGCGGCCACAACCUGAUCGCCGAGGCCUCCGUGGGCGCGGCGCUGGCUGUGAGCGAGGCCAUGAAGAACCACCGGGACAUUCGCGGCAAACUCGUCGUACUGGGCACGCCGGCGGAGGAAACCAGCGGUGGUAAGGAGCUGCUGAUACGAAAGGGAGCCCUGGCGGGAGUCGACGCGGCGCUCAUGGCGCACCCCUGUCCAGAGGACAUCUUGAUGAUCGACUACGCUGCAACGCAGGAGCUGGUAGUGCGCUUCAAAGGCAAAGCAGCUCAUGCCGGUUCGACGCCGUGGCAAGGGCUGAGCGCUUUGGACGCUGCCGUCUCUGCGUACGUCAAUGUCAGCCUCCUCCGACAGCAGCUGAAGCCAACCGCCAGGAUUCACGGCAUCAUCACUGAAGGCGGCAAGUACCCGAACAUGAUCCCCGAGAGCACGGAUAUGUGCUUCAGCAUCCGGGCUCCGAGCACAGAGGAGCUGGUCGAACUCCGGCGGAAGGCGGAGGCCUGCUUCCGGGCAGCUGCUGACGCCACGGGUUGCACCCUGGACAUCGAGAGGCGGACGGCGUACAUGAACGUCGCGCACAACACCACCAUUGCGGAGACCUACCGGAAGCACGCCCACGCUUUCGGCGUAUCCUUCGUGGACGACGUUGUGAAGAAUUUGCCGCCAUCGGGAGGUGCCACGGACUGUGGCAACGUGUCGCACCGGGUUCCCGCCAUCCAUCCGCUGUUCGCCGUCCAAGCUGCCGAGGGAUCGGCGAACCACACGCAAGGUUUCGCCGCCGUAGCUAACGCCGCAGACUCUCAGGCGCCCACGCUGAGGGUGGCCAAGGUCCUGGCGUUGACGGCGCUCGAUCUGCUCACGGACGCCGAGUUACUGCGCGCAGCGAAGCGGGAGUUUUCCGCUCUGCAACUACCGUCGGAAGAGGAGCUGCAGUCCGCGCUUUCAUGAAAUGAAAGUUUUAGUGACGACGCAUAUGUUUUAGCGUAACAACGUUUGACGAAAACAACUGCAGUGCACGCAGCACUACUUAUGCUGGGAGGUUUAUGAAUAUACGUGCUUUCUUCUGAUGUUUCAGUCAAUAUUAUAGAAAUCCAUUUCUGGAGCUCCUAAAGGUUGAGCACAUGUGUGCCAUCAGUGUCAUCGGUGUCAUCCAUGAGUCCAUGCUUAUGAAGUUUAAUGCGUUGCUGGGAACAUUUUUGAAAACGUGGCAGUGAUUGAAGCUUUGAAAAAUGACUGUCGGGAAGAUGGUUUAGCUCUGUUCAGAAAGAGCCGCCCUCCAUGAGCUUGAACAUGGUGUUGGCAGAAUUUGCGGAGUUUAAGAAUCAACAACAACGCGAAUGACUACCCA